AGUCAACAUCUUCUACUUAUAAUCCCAAGACUCUCUCCCUCUUUGGCAUCAUCCAUCUCUUGUUGCUAUUAGCUAAUUGAUCACUGGAUUAAGAUCAUGGCCUAUGCUGCUGUUGCUUCUGUUUCAGAAACAUUAUCUCUGAUCCUGAACCAUCAUCAGUAUGCCGUUUUUCUUGAUCAGAAACGACGACUUAGAUCUCUCCAUCAACACCUCAAGUUCUUGCGAGCAUUUCUUGAAGAUUUUCCUGAUAAAGCCAUCCAUUUGGAAGGUCGAAUCAGGGAUGCAGCAACUGAAGCUGAAGAUAUCAUUGAGCACCUACUGUCUGAAGAAAUUCGCAGCUGGAGUUCAACUGGAGGUGGCGGUGGACGUCCUCGUACUGUUCAUCCUUCGCCCCAUCGAACUGCCAACUCAAUUUCCCGUAGGCUUCAAAAGAUGUGUCAGCAGCUACCAAAAGCAGCUGAGGUUGUUGGAUCCAUUGUGGAAGAGGUGAUGGGGAUCAAGAAUAGCCUCGGAGCUGUCCAAGAUCCGCAAGUACUCACUCAUUCUUCUCCACCUACUACUUCAUCAACAGCGCUUGUGCCCACCAAAAAAUAUGACCAAAAAAUAGAUGCCAUGGUUGGAUUUGAAGAGGACCUUUUAGCAACAAAGACUCGGCUUUAUGGAGGGUCGUCCAAACUCGAAUUCAUACCGAUCUAUGGCAUGGGCGGCAUUGGCAAGACAACUCUCGCUAGAAAUGCUUAUGGCGAUUCAUUGAUUGUAGAACACUUUGAUAUCCGUGCUUGGUUGACAGUAUCACAAGAUUAUAGCGUCCAACAAAUGCUUUUUGCUCUUGUAGAUUCCAUCAAACCAUUCAAUGAGAAGUUUGAUGGAGAAAAACAUAGCUACGAACAAAUGUCGGAACAAGUGUACAAAAGCUUCAAGGGUAGGAGGUAUCUCGUGGUAUUGGAUGAUAUGUGGAGUACAAAGGCUUGGGAUGAUGUGAGAAGGAUAUUACCUGAUGACAGUAACGGCAGUCGGAUCAUAAUCACUACAAGGCUACAAGAUGUGGCUGCUUAUGCCGACUCUUCUAGCCCUCUUCAUGAGAUGCGUUUCAUGGAUGUGGAUCAAAGCUGGAUUUUGCUUCGGCAGAAAGUGUUUAAUGAACAACAUUGUCCUGCUGAGUUGGAGAGCACCGGGAUGAUGAUUGCAAGAAGCUGCAAAGGUCUCCCGCUUGCAAUUGUUGUAAUUGCAGGAAUUCUGAAAACAGUCAGUCAGACUCAAGCUUCUUGGGAGGAUAUAGCAAAGAAAGUAAAUUUAGCUGUCUCUGCAAAAGAUGAGCAGUUUGGCAGGAUAUUGUCUUUAAGUUACACCCACUUGCCUCAUCAUUUGAGGCCGUGUUUCCUAUACAUGGGAUGUUUUCCUGAGGAUUAUGAGAUCCAUGUCUCAAAACUUGUCCAGUUAUGGAUGGCUGAAGGCUUUAUGAAACCAAGUGUAUCUAAAAGCUUUGAGGAGGGAGCAGAAGAAUAUUUGGAGGAUCUUGUCAAGAGAAGUCUUGUGUUGGUCAAUAGGAGGAAGUCUAAUGGCAAAAUCAAAAGUUGCAGUGUCCAUGAUCUGGUACGAGACUUGUGUAUAAGAAAAGCUCGGGAAGAGAAGUUUGUUCUAUAUGCUCUGGAUAGGUAUGUCGACAGAAUUCUUCCAAAACCCAUAAAAGAUCAGCAUCGCCUAAGUAUUCCUCGUUCUACUAUGCUUCUUUUUCAAAAUAUCUUUACCCCUACCAUCCGCACUGCUUUAUACUUUCAGCAUUGUCGAUUGUUUCCAAGUAGUUUAAAAGGUUUUAGAUUGCUGCGGGUAUUGGAUGCUCAGAAGGUAACAGUCAUGAAGUUCCCAGCCGAAGUACUUGAGCUGUUUCAUUUAAGGUACCUUGCUUUCACCCGCGGGUAUGAUGACCUCUGUAUUCCUGCUUCCAUAUCAAAACUUGAGAAUCUUCAAACUUUAUUCAUUUAUCCAUAUGGGGGGGACAAUGCUUUCUAUUCUGCAAUAUGUUUUCAAGCUGAAAUUUGGAGGAUGGCACAAUUAAGACAUCUUGUCUUCUUCAUGUUAGACCCCUUACCUAGUCCUUGUCCCAGAUCUUUUGCUCUUGAAAAUCUGCAAACACUUGCUCUGUUACUAAAUUUUAGAUGUUCCGAAAGGAUUGGGCAAAUAUUUCCCAGUCUAAAAAAAUUGGGCCUCAUUUAUGGGAAAGAUAGAGUACUAAACUGGGAAUUCUAUGGUCUCCACAAUCUCGUCCACCUGCAUCAACUUGAAAAACUGAAAAUCUCUAUGCCGAUCAGUAGUUGGGAAAGUCAUUCUCCUACGUGGAUUCCAGAAAGUCGUGUUCCUUUGUGGGAAAAACUUGCUUUUCCUAGGAUGCUGAAAAAGUUAACCUUAGGUGGGUUUAUGCUUAGCCAGCAAGACAUGGCGACUAUAGGUUCAUUGCCAAAUCUUCAUGUGCUGAAACUGAGAAGGUGCUCUUUUAGGGGUGGCAAAUGGGAAACAACCGAAGGAGAAUUUGCUCAACUGAAGUUUCUGAAAAUCGAAAGCACAAAUUUGAAGCAUUGGGUAACAGAUAGCAGUCACUUCCCAACCCUUGAGCGCUUACUACUUUAUCAUUGUCCAGAACUAUACGAGAUUCCAAAUGUUAUAGGAGAAAUCCCAACACUUGAGCUGAUUGAGGUAAAAAGUUGGGACGAGUUUCUUGGGAACUCGGCCAAACGUAUAAAACAGGAACAAGAAGAUUCUGGAAAUGAAUGCCUUCGAGUUCGGAUUUUGAAGUAGCAGUACAUUGCAUGCAGACACAACAUUUAUUCAUGCGUCCUCAACCUCCUCAUCUAAGGUUAGGUAUCGGCCUAAAAGUUAACUAGUAAUUUUUGUAUUGUUUUUUCCAAUUAUAACACUGUAAUUCUCUUUACGUUCAGCAGUUAUAGGGAUAAGUGUUUAAUUGAUUCUCGUUUGUUUUCGAACCUGUUUUACUCUUUAAAAUUUUUGUUUUAAUAUUAUAGAGGAAAGUCACAUGGCCUUCACGUGACUUUUUAAAUAA
Sesamum indicum (sesame) is the source of this 3055-nucleotide messenger RNA. RefSeq names its product putative late blight resistance protein homolog R1B-14. Gene Ontology annotation, biological process: defense response to other organism. Lineage: Eukaryota; Viridiplantae; Streptophyta; Magnoliopsida; Lamiales; Pedaliaceae. Gene Ontology annotation, molecular function: ADP binding. The record is from RefSeq and is a predicted model, not a curated record.